CAGACGGGGCAAAGGGGCGUUUUCCUGGCGUUAUCUCCGUUGUUAAGGCGGGGAUCGUCUCUUCCUUUCUGGUUGUGUGUGCUUAGCUGUUUACCUUGGAUCGUGGAACGGUUUGGGUUGAAAGGGCCUUAAAAUAGGAUCUGAUGGAAUCGACAUUCUCUGCCAUCGACAGAGGAGCUGUGAGCGCCCCAUCCCUGGAGUUGUCCCGAUUGGACACUGAGGCUUGGAGCAACCUGUGUUAGUGGAAGAUGUCCCUGCCCAUGGUGGGGGCUGGUACUGAGAGGCUUUGAGGUCCAUCCCAACCUUUCACGACUCCACAAUUUCACAUCUACGGCACGGCCACGGCGCAGUGCCCAAACCCGAGAUGGGCACUCGGCCAUCACGUGCCCUGUUCCAAGAUGGCGGCCGCCGCGUCUGGCGCUGCAGCCACCGCCCCUCCUCCUGCCCCUUCCCCCGGUGCGGGAACCACGGGAGCCGCGGCAGGAGCAGGGACGGAACCGCCGCUUCCCCGAGGAGAAGGCGGCAAGCGCAGAGCCAUGAAACCACCCCAGCGCGACAGCGACGAGCGGUGAGCGCUCCUGCAGGAAGCUUGUCCCCUCCUGGCGGCCGUAGCGCCGUUCCCGCCUAAACGCGGUGGGCGUGGUCGCGGCGCCGGCCGUGAGGGGCCCCGCGGCCAUGAAGGCGCUGCGGCGGCUGAGCCGGCACCGCACCGCGCUGGGGCUCGGCGGGCUCUCGCUCUGCGCCGCCGUGCUGCUCUACCUCGCCAAGUGCACCUCCGAGGGGCUGCGCCCGCUGCCCGCGCCCCCCGCGCUCCCGCACAGCCAGCCCGGCCGCGGGGCCCGCGCCGCGCCCCCGGCCGCCGCCGAGGGCAGCGCUCUGCUGGCCGUGGUGGUGAUGAGCGGCCCCAAGUACAGCGAGCGGCGCAGCAUCAUCCGCAGCACCUGGAUGGCGGCGGCGCGGCAGGCGCCUCACGGCCACGUCUGGAGCCGCUUCGUGGUGGGCACGGCGGGGCUGGGCGCCGAGGAGCUGCGGAGCCUGGAGCUGGAGCAGAGCCGCCACCGCGAUCUGCUGCUGCUGCCGGAGCUGCGCGACUCGUACGAGAACCUCACGGCCAAGGUGCUGGCUACCUACGUGUGGCUGGAUGCGCACCUGGACUUCCAGUUCGCCCUCAAGGCUGACGACGACACCUUCGUGCGCUUGGAUGUGCUGGUGGAGGAGCUGAGGGCUAAGGAGCCGCGGCGCCUUUACUGGGGCUUCUUCUCGGGCCGCGGGCGGGUGAAAUCCGGGGGGAAAUGGAAGGAGAGCUCCUGGCUGCUGUGUGAUUAUUACCUGCCCUACGCGCUGGGCGGCGGCUACGUGAUCUCCGCCGACCUGGUGCGCUACCUGCGCCUCAGCAGCGACUACCUGAACCUGUGGCAGAGCGAGGACGUGUCCCUGGGCGUGUGGCUGGCGCCCAUCGACGUCAAGAGAGUGCACGACCCCCGCUUCGACACCGAGUACAAAUCGCGCGGCUGCAACAACAAAUACAUCGUGACUCACAAGCAGAGCAUCGAGGACAUGCUGGAGAAGCACCAGACGCUGGCCAAGGAAGGGAAGCUGUGUAAGGAGGAGGUGAAACUGCGGCUUUCCUACAUGUACGACUGGGGGGUGCCUCCCUCGCAGUGCUGCCAGAGGAAGGAUGGCAUCCCCUGAAAGCCUCGGGGUGAUGGACUCUGCUCGCUGUUACACCGGGAGAAUCCUGUGAAAACGGAAUUCUCGCCUCGGUUUCUCCCUCAGAACAUUGGGCAUGAAGGGUUUGGGAUGCAGGCAUAGCUGGACUUUGGGAAUUGCGGUUAAUUGGAGUCAGGAUUCUUGCCAUUUUCCACUCCAUAUCCGUGGACAGACUUCCCAAAUCACAGCCUGGUGCUGUGGAUCCGUAAUUCCAGCAGAACCGAGUGGGAAGAGCUGAUAAAACGGAAUUUUUGCUUCAGUUUCUCCCUCAGAAUAUUGGGAACAAGUCGUUCCCUUCAGGCACCGAUCCCAGAGUCUUUGGGAUGCAGCUCUGGCUGGAUUUUGGGAAUUGCUGUUAAUUGGAGUCAAGGGUUAAUUACUCUUUAAAAGAUUUUGCACGACUCAUUCUGGCACCCUGUGACUCCCUGGGAGGUGCUGACGUGGCAUGGGUCAAAAUGCUUAAAAAAAAAAAAUUAAAACAGGAGACAGCACAAAUAAAAAAGGUCAAAUGCCAGGAUUGAAGGCAAAUAAAAGGUGGCAAAACCCAGAAAGUAUAAAAAACCAGGAGAGAGAGAACUGGAAUGAAAAGUUUGAAGAGAUUCUGAUGUUUAUUUGCUAAAGGUCACGAUAAGUUUUGGUGCUGAUCAGACUGGAAUGAGGCUGCUGUUUAUUCCUUGACAGGGAAAUGCCAACUUGGCAGGAGGGAAGAGCCCAAAUUUGGGAUCAGGUUAUUGCCAGGGGCAGGAAAACAAAUCAGCUUUUCCUCAUAUACCUGCAGGGAGAGCUCUCUGGCAGAGAAUGGAAUGAUUAAAUCUGUUAAUUUGUCUCUUUUUGCUGUUUGAAAGGCAAUGUACAUAAAUCACCUGGCAGCUCCUAAGGGAGGUGACUGAGUUUUGGCAGAAAUGGAAUUUCUUUUAAUUUAGAAGAAUUUUUUGGCUUUGCAAAGCCUCCAGGUGUUGUUUGGAAUUCAUUUCCCUCCAACACUCAAGAGCUCCCUGGCUGCUCCAAGACAUUGCAGGCUUCAAAUUUAGAUUUAUUUGUAAUACAUAUGAGCAGGAAUUGAUCAGUGGGAGUUCAAAAAGCAUUUUUAUCCCCAAAGGUGGGGAUUUAAGAUAUAAAAAUGAACUUUGUGUAGUCAACAGAAAAAAGUUCCCCUUACCCUAAAAUUUCAACUUUGAGAACUUUAUUUCUCUUUUUACCACACUAAAAAAUCACAUUUAGGUGCUCAUUUAGGGGAAUUCCCUCCUUCUCUCCAAAAAUUCCUUGUAGAGGAACUAAAAUUGAAUUAUUUAUCAGUGACACAUCCACAGAUGGGAUUUUUUCAGUCCUGGCUACACCAAAAUAAUCAGAGCUCACACAGGACUCAGACAUUAUUUAUUUAUCUCCAAACCUGGAAUUCCAACAUUUUUCAGUGGCAGCUGCUCCAAAAGUUUUCCAGUCCCCUGUGCCAGCUGCAGUUCCUGCAGCAUGAGCAGUUUUUACUUUGUAAAUGUAAAAUUUAAUUUUUUAAAUGUCUUUUUUUUUGUGUGUGUGUGUGUGAUUUUUUGUUUUUUUUUGGUGUUUCUUGCACUCUGCACUUUCAUUCACAUUCCAUUCCCUCCUUCCCAACUCUGGCUGGAAGAGACAAAAGGAAAAGAAAAAUUGAAAAUUAAAAAAAAAAAAAAGCCAAUUUCUCUUUCUUUUUGCUUCUUAGCAAAAUUAGCAAUUUUAGGGAUUAGGAAUACCAAAGGGAUCAAUUAUGUUAGUUUUUUAGUUUGUUAUUCUCUUGUUUUAAUUAAUUAAUUAUUGAAGAUUAAAAGAUCUUCAGAAGAUUUUUCUAUUUUGAGAAUUUCAAGGCUUUUUUCCUAAAACAAAACUAAAAUCCUGCAAAACCUCUUUCUUAUUUUAGCAUGUUAAACUCAAUUAUUAUAAUAAUUGUAAUUAUUAUUAUUAUAAUUAUUAUUAUAAUGCAUGCUUAGGGAUUACCAGGGAGUAUUUUUUCCCAAAAUAUCCUAUUCCAAAUGAGGACUUUUCCAAGAUGUCAGCAAACUCCAGUUUUUUAAACAUCCAUUUGUCAUCUGAGGUUCAUUAAUGUUGUCUGUAAAUGUGAUUAAUUACCUGUAAUGUGAAUAUUUAUUUAUAAUUAUAUUUAUUUAUAAUUCUU
Messenger RNA from Oenanthe melanoleuca, 3853 nucleotides. It is a transcript of the gene B3GALT6, whose product is annotated as beta-1,3-galactosyltransferase 6. Lineage: Eukaryota; Metazoa; Chordata; Aves; Passeriformes; Muscicapidae. Gene Ontology annotation, molecular function: UDP-galactosyltransferase activity. Gene Ontology annotation, cellular component: membrane. The record is from RefSeq and is a predicted model, not a curated record. The coding region runs from base 676 to 1692 and encodes 338 amino acids. The transcript has a single exon. Gene Ontology annotation, biological process: glycosaminoglycan biosynthetic process.